AUGCUAUUGUUACAUUUUCUCCUGCUGGUACUGAAUACUAUACACCCAACUUUUCAAGCAACAUAUUCCUGUGAUUCGACUGCUCCAUGCGGAUGCUCAACAAAUUCUGCUACAGUUUCCAGAAUUGUUGGUGGUGAGAAUGCCUCGGAUAGUACAUGGGGGUGGGCUGUAUCUCUUUCGAUUGAUGAUCAGUGGCUGUGUGGUGGUUCGUUAAUAUCAAGUUCUUGGAUUAUCACCGCUGCGCAUUGUAUUUAUGGUAACGAAAAUUCGAGCAUUUUCAUAUCUGCAGCAACAAAUCAGCUGUAUGGUGCUCAACAAUGGAGAUUUUCCUCAUCAGCGAUCAUUCAUCCAGAAUACAAUAACGACAUCAUGGUUAACGAUAUUGCUUUAAUUAAAGUAUCUUCACCAUUUAAUCUGACGGAUUCACACAUAUCGCUUCUCUGUUUACCACCAGUCACAACAAGUGAUUAUCCACCAUCUGGAUCAACGGUUGUUGCUAUUGGAUGGGGUAAAUUGUCUGAAGAAGGUGACGUAUCGGAUAUACUUCAACAAGUAUCCCUGAAACGUAUUCCAUACGAAAGUUCUUCAUGUGUGUCGAUAGUCUCGAAUAAAACAGUGCAGAUUUGUGCGGGUGUUGCAGGUGGUGCAAAAGAUACAUGCAAUGGCGAUUCAGGUGGUCCGCUCAUGUAUUUCACAGCAAGUAAACAAUGGGUAAUCGUUGGUAUAACCUCAUACGGAUACGAAUGUGCCAGCCCAUAUUAUGCCGGUGUUUACACACGCGUAACAUAUUUUCGAAAUUGGAUAUUGUCGAUGACCGGAAACGCAGCGCUGAGUGCUAAUGUACUUACAAGUAUAACUGCAGCAACAGUUACAUCCUAUCAUAAUAUAAACAUCACAAACUCAAUAUCAAUGAUGCGAACACAUUUCUAUGACGUUUUUUUGUAA
Molecule: messenger RNA, 945 nt
Organism: Adineta ricciae
Lineage: Eukaryota; Metazoa; Rotifera; Eurotatoria; Adinetida; Adinetidae
Source: the annotation of a GenBank genome assembly